Molecule: messenger RNA, 3774 nt
Organism: Aedes albopictus (Asian tiger mosquito)
Lineage: Eukaryota; Metazoa; Arthropoda; Insecta; Diptera; Culicidae
Gene: TBCD
Product: tubulin-specific chaperone D
Exons: 3
Coding region: 117-3605 (1162 amino acids)
Biological process (GO): post-chaperonin tubulin folding pathway; bicellular tight junction assembly; adherens junction assembly
Cellular component (GO): lateral plasma membrane
Molecular function (GO): GTPase activator activity; beta-tubulin binding
Source: RefSeq, a predicted model, not a curated record
AGGAAAACAACAACAAAACUUUUCCUCAGCCGUGCGUGUGAAUCAGCUUUCUCGUGUGCAACUGUUGCAAAAAUCGAACAUUUUCCGGUGAAAAAUCGUGUUAAUCGCGUUGCAAAAUGGUGGAAUCCGUAGCGGACGACAGCAAAACCCACCCGGACCCAACGGACGACGGGCCACAGAACGUGCUGGACGCGUUCGACUCCAAGGACAAGGCGAGGGUGUUGGAGCUGAUUGGGCAGCUGCCGGGUGGCGGGUUGCUAACGGAAGAUUGGUUCGAGGAAGCCUAUGAAGAGUAUUCGGAACUGCUGGGGAAGUAUCAGGAACAGCCGCACCUGCUGGACGGCAGUCUGGAGGAGUUGGUGCAGGUGAUUCUGGGGUACAUAUUGGACGGGGAGCAGAGCCGGGUGGUGAAGCAUCGAGCGGCCAAGUAUUUGUACCAGAUCAGUAAGGUGCGGACUUUCAAGGCGUUUUUGAAGUAUUUGCCACACGAGAUUCGGCACUUGAGCUUUGUGCUGGGGUAUUUGGAGCAGCAGGAUCUGGAGGACUGGAAAAAUUGGGAGACGCGAUUUGUGUGCUUGUUGUGGCUGUCGAUUCUGGUGCUGAAUCCUUUCGAUUUGAGCCGGUUGGACAGUGACGAGGGCGGGAAGAGCACAAUGGAGAGGAUUUACGAAGUUUGUAAGGUAAAUUGCUUGAAGGAUGAUAGUUGUACUCCGGUUGGGGCGUUCUUGACAUCAAAGUUCCUCAUCCGGAAUGACGUGAAGAAAGUCUAUCUGGGGGAGUUCCUUGAUUGGGCCACUUCUUGUGCGGAUAUAAUUGUGGAUCCCAGGAUUGGGCCCCUGGCGGGAGUGGCCUGCGUUCUGAAACAUGGAAAGCGAGAGGAUCUUCUGCCGUAUGUGGAAAAACUCGCAGAGUGGGUGCUUCAUCUAGAUUACGAAAAAAUCUCGAAAAAUUUCAAGAUCUAUAAGAUUUGCAUUAAAAUCAGUCAAAGGAUCGGAUUGGUCCUGCUUCCGCCUCGGAUAGCCAAAUGGCGCUACCAACGAGGAGCUCGAUCAUUGCUGAGCAACGUCCAGAAAACGGUUACAAUCGCAUCCAUGCAAUCGGAACCGCAAAAACCGGACGAAUCUUCCCCGGAUGAAGCCGAAGACGAUGACGACGAUGAAGUUCCAGCGGAAAUUGAGGAAAUCAUCGAGAAGCUUCUGUCCGGCCUGAAAAGUAAUUCCACAAUCGUCCGUUGGAGUUCGGCCAAAGGAAUUGGCCGCAUUACGAAUCGACUUCCGAAGGCGCUCGGUGACGAAGUCGUUUCCUCCGUCAUUGAACUGAUUAAUCCCCUCGAGCAGGACGACGCCUGGCAUGGGGCUUGUCUGGCCCUUGCGGAGUUGGCCAAACGAGGUCUCCUUCUUCCGGCACGUCUGCCGGAAAUCGUUCCGCUUCUUCUGCAAGCUCUGGUCUACGACGAAAUCCAGGGUUACCGGACAGUAGGUCAGAACAUUCGUGACGCCGCCUGCUACAUGAGUUGGGCCUUCGCCCGGGCCUAUCAUCCGGCGAUUCUGCAACCGUUCGUGGAACGUAUCGCUUCCGCUCUCCUGGUGACGGCGGUUUUCGAUAGGGAAAUCAACUGUCGGCGGGCGGCGUCCGCCGCGUUUCAGGAGAGCGUUGGGCGGUUGGGGAAUUUUCCCCACGGGAUCGACAUUCUUACGAUGGCGGAUUUCUUCUCGGUGGCAGUGAGGAGCAAUGCCUUCCUGCAGAUUAGCGAUUUCAUUGCGCAGUUCGAGGAGUAUCGGCAGAAGUUGAUAGAUCACUUGAUCGCGAAGAAAAUCAACCAUUGGGACACCAACAUCCGGGAGUUAUCGGCCCAAGCGCUCAGCAACUUGGCCAAGCGCGAUCCGCUUUACAUGAGAAAUGUGAUCCUUCCGAAGCUGUUCGACCUAACGGAAACGACCGAUCUGAAUGCCCGCCACGGAGCAACGUUGGCCAUUGGGGAGAUUAUCCUAUCGCUGAAACGACUUCAGCACAAGCAAGGAGAAGAAGACGAAACGUUCAUUCCGUCGCAGGUGCGGGAAAGAGCUGGUCAGCUGGUGAUCAAAUUCCGUCAGCGAGGGCAGUUCAAAGGGAUGAGUGGAACGUACAUGAAGCAUGGAUGUGCUAGUUUUAUUAAGAACUGUAGCGAUGCAGAACUUUGGUUGACACCGGAACAGAUUGAAUCCUGGCAGCUGCUCUUGGACGAGUGCAUCAUAGACGAGAAGACAACCACCCGCGAACUGGCCAUCAGCGCUUUCUCCUCAUUCUGCACUACCUACUACCGCAACGAAGACCCGUCCAAACUUACCGCCCUUAUCGACAACUACCUGCAGGACCUACGGGAAACCCAGAUGGAGCACAAAUCACAGGGAAUCGCUGCCGCACUCGGAUCCCUGCCGAAGUUUAUGCUGCUGCUGAGGUUGAAGGAAAUUCUGGCAACCUUGGACGAUAAAACCGUGCUGCCGGAGAUGUUCGCCGUCGGGUACAACCAUUCCGAGAUGAGACGCGACUGCAUCCGAGGGCUUGCCAACAUCGUACAAACGAUUGGAUUCGAUUCGGGUGAUGCGUUGGAUCUGGACAAGGUCUACAGCAUCUACCUGAGGGCUUUGGAGGAGUACGCCAUCGAUAACCGUGGCGAUAUCGGAUCGUGGGUUCGGGAAGCUGGAGUUAACGCGUUGCACCAAUUCUUGACUACAUGCCCGGCGGAGCUCCUGAAACCGGAGCAGGUUCAGCGAGCUCUAGUUGCUAUAGCGAAGCAGUCCGUGGAGCGAAUUGACAAAAUCCGAGCUGUGGCCGGGAAGAUCUUCGUUUCGUUGAUCUACCAUGAACCGGAGAUUCCCCACAUAAACCACAGAGAAGAACUGAAGAAGAUCUUCCCCCAGGAUACCACGGAAAUUCUGUGGCUAUUUCCACAUCACACAUUCCCGCUGUUGAUUCAGCUUCUGAACUUCCCGGAGUACCUAAUCAGCAUAGCUGGAGGGCUUAUUCUUUCGGUAGGUGCCCCAACGGAGUCCCUCCAUAGCUGUGCUUCGAAAGUGAUGAACGAAUACCUAAAAACCCAUCAGUCCCUCGUCCCCCAAUUCGGAGCUACCGUUCAGAGGAUCCUCCAAGAGAAAGCCUCAAAAGACCCCCUGGUCAUGUCCUCGACGUUCCAGUUCAUAUCUGAACUGCUUUCGUCCUCCUCGAAUUCAACUCUGCUCCUCACCGACGAAGCAUCCGACUUCCCAGAGGCCAUCUUUGCGCUGAUGAACGACCUCAUCGCCCACAGCAAGAAGCACCUCAACUCCAUUCCAGCCUAUUGCGCCCUCAUGCUAGCUCCGAAAAUCUGCAAGCGAGUCCUAAGCAAACUGGUCAUGUAUCUGGGCAUGCUGUGCGUCAACAUCCGGCGCGAAACGGCCCUCAAGAUGUACGAAACGCUGCUGGUCUAUGGCGAUCAGACGGUCAUUCCGGAGGAGAAUCUGGACGAUGUGUUGGCGUGUCUGAGUGAGGAAAAGUGGGACGGAGAGCUGGAAGAAGCCAGGCGGAUCCGGAAUCGGCUCUGUGAACUGAUGGGGAUCAAGGCACCGGUGGCGCGGGUUAAGAAGUAGGGCGCCGGAUCCGUUGAGGAGUUUUCAUUUGCACAAUGCAUUUAACUAUUUAUUAACGAUUGAUGUAGUCUAACUUUAUGCUUACAUGCUUUUUUAAUGGAAAGCGCCUUACGACACCCAGUGAUGAUGCACGUUUGAAUGGAAUAUAACCCACACGCUAACGGAAAAG